UCUCGAGCGGAAGAGAAAGAUCGGAUUCAGAAUUUCAGAUCGGCAUCGGCACCCAUCCACCAUCGCCACCUUCCUUCCUUCUCAGAUCAGAAUUACCAGAUCCCGAUAGAGAGAGAGAGAGGGAGGCCAUGGCCACCGCCUUUGAUUCCCCUACCGCCUCGCCCGCCGCCUCUGCCUCUCCCUCUCCCUUCGACGACGACUCCUUCCUCCGCUUCGACGCCGCCGCGCCCGCGCCCGCUCCCGCGCCCGCGCCCGCCGACGCCUUCCCGCCCUCGCCGGAGCCCUACGCCUUCCGCCCCGACGUGCCCUCCCCCUUCGGUAUGCCCGAGUCCAACGGCGCCCUCCACGACGACCCCUUCGCCGCCCCCGACAACGGACCCGUCCUCCCUCCUCCCAACGAGAUGGGCGCUGACGAGGGCGUCUUGCUGCGCGAGUGGCGCCGUCAAAAUGCAAUCCUUCUGGAGGAAAAGGAGAAGAAGGAAAAGGAGAUGAGGAAUCAAAUCAUCCUUGAUGCCCAAGAAUUCAAGAAGGCGUUUGUUGAGAAACGGAAGCUUAACGUUGACACAAGCAAAAGCCAAAACCGAGAAAGGGAGAAGCUUUUCCUCUCCAACCAGGAGAAGUUCCAUGCUGGCGCAGACAAGCAGUACUGGAAAGCGAUAUCAGAACUAAUCCCACAUGAGAUUGCAAAUAUUGAGAAGAGGGGAGCAAAGAAAGAUAAGGAUAAGGAGAAGAAGCCUGGGAUUGUUGUGAUCCAGGGUCCAAAGCCUGGGAAGCCCACUGACAUGGCACGGAUGCGUCAGAUAUUGUUGAAGCUGAAGCACACUCCCCCUCCACAUAUGAAGCCCCCUCCCCCUCCCGCUGCAGCCGCUGGUAAGGAUGGUGCUGCAGGAAAGGAUGGAGCGAAGGCAGCAGCGGCACCUAGCAAGGACGCCCCUGCCAAUGGCAGUGUUCCCGAGAUGGAGAAGGCCGCAGCUGCAGCAGCGCCUGCAGCAGCAGCAGCUGAGCCCAUUGCUGCAGCCUGAGUGACGACGUCUUGGCUCCAGCUGCUAAUGGUUUGCUGUAGGACCAGGGGGGAGAAAAAUAUCAGGCAUGGAUACGCACCACGGAUGAUUUAGUGUUUGUUCUGUUAAGAAAGGUUUGUGUUGGGACCUUAAUUCGUUGCUACAUAUAUUGUUAUUAUUGCAUUUUGUAGAGGAGGUGAGGGGAUAUAUAUCCUGGUAAUAAUAAAGGUAAAUCUGUUGUAUUAGGAUGUGCAUGGUUGUGUGAUGUGAAGUUGUUGUACUAUUUCCCAGGCUAUUGGUUUUUGGUAAACUCAUCUGUGUAUUUUAUUUGCAUAUAUGAUUUUUUAAAUAUU
Messenger RNA from Oryza brachyantha (malo sina), 1354 nucleotides. RefSeq names its product clathrin light chain 2. Lineage: Eukaryota; Viridiplantae; Streptophyta; Magnoliopsida; Poales; Poaceae. The transcript has 3 exons. Gene Ontology annotation, cellular component: clathrin coat of coated pit; plasma membrane; clathrin coat of trans-Golgi network vesicle. The coding region runs from base 129 to 1022 and encodes 297 amino acids. Gene Ontology annotation, molecular function: structural molecule activity; clathrin heavy chain binding. The record is from RefSeq and is a predicted model, not a curated record. Gene Ontology annotation, biological process: clathrin coat assembly; intracellular protein transport; clathrin-dependent endocytosis.